UUUUCAAAUGUGUUACAAAUGAAAAACAAAAACAAUAUAAAACAGAAUACGAUAACGAACAAAAAGCAAAAAAAUCGGCAACAGUUGUCGAUCCGAAAAAGGAACAACAGCCACAGACGAAAAACAAAAGUCCGGAUAAUCUUAAUCUUACAACAUUGGAGAGCAUGGAUUCAGCAUUUCGACCUAGAAGUACACAAGAAGAAUUUUUAUCAAAAAAUCUUAUGAGUGUUAUACCGGCGCCAGGUGAUGAAACCAUAGUGACUAAAACAUAUAAAUAAAUCAUUAUUCCCGCCAUUUGGAUUCGAAAAUUUCAUCAUUACCGUAAUUUACGUAUUUUAUGAACAGUACAUCUUUAAAGGUCAAGAAUUCAGUUUUUCAUAUAAACUCGAUCAAAAUAUUCUUUGAGCUGCCAAUUAUUUUGAAAAUUGUUGUUUAAUUUUUUUUUUUGUAAUAAAAAUUUAAUGUCUAAAACUUUAUCAAUAUUUUCUUUCAUAAUACGUCGUAGUAUAAAUUUGUCUUCCACGAUGUCUGCCGAUCUUAGUGAUAUGCGAAAACCUUAUUGUGAUAAAUCUCAAGCUCUUACAGAUGAAAAUAUCUUAUCAGAUCCAUUCGAGCUUUUCCAUCAAUGGUUUGAAAAUGCCAAACAAAAUGCUGGUAAACAUACUGAAAUCAAUGCUGUAUGUUUGUCGACUUCAUAUCAGAACAAACCAUCUUCCAGAAUGGUACUUUUGAAAGGAUAUGAUCCUGAUCAUGGAUUUCGAAUAUUCACCAAUUAUGAAAGUCGAAAAGGAAGUGAAAUUGAACAAAAUUCAAAUGUUGCUUUGCUGUUUUAUUGGGAAUAUCCACAACGCCAAAUUCGUAUUGAAGGACAAGCUCGUAGAGUUCCCGAGAGUAUAUCCGAUCAAUAUUUCAAUGCUCGACCAAAGCUAUCUCGAAUCAGUGCCAUUGUUAGCCAACAAUCAAAGAAAGUGGAUUCCAGAGAAACACUGCUAAAAAGACAAGAAGAAGAGGAAAAACGAUGGACUGAUUGUGAUGUGAUUCCUAGACCGAAUUUUUGGGGUGGUUAUUUCAUUAGUCCCGAACGAUUUGAAUUUUGGCAAGGACAAAGUGAUCGAUUACAUGAUCGUUUUAUUUUCGAAAAAUCUGAUCAAAAAACAUGGUUUCAUUAUCGAAUUCAACCAUAAUCAUCAUAUUUUAGCACUAAACAAAAUACUCGUUUUUAUUUGAACAUUGAUUUUUAUUGAACAAAAUGACAGCUCUUUCCAUUUAUUAUUGUGUUCCAUAAAGAAAUUAACAUUUUUUUUUCUUUAUUCAUUUCCAAUCGAUAAGAUAAAUUUUACGUGUAACUGGUGGUGCCAAAUAAAUUCUCAUUCCAUUAUA
Dermatophagoides farinae (American house dust mite) is the source of this 1380-nucleotide messenger RNA. Its product is annotated as pyridoxine/pyridoxamine 5'-phosphate oxidase. The record is from RefSeq and is a predicted model, not a curated record. Gene Ontology annotation, biological process: pyridoxal 5'-phosphate biosynthetic process; pyridoxine biosynthetic process. Lineage: Eukaryota; Metazoa; Arthropoda; Arachnida; Sarcoptiformes; Pyroglyphidae. Gene Ontology annotation, molecular function: FMN binding; pyridoxamine phosphate oxidase activity.